AUGGUCAGACUCUGCCAGGAGCUGCUGCUCCUGGUGGCCACUGCGGCCCUUGUGUCCAGAAAAGUCCAAGCUGGGGGCUCUGCCAAGGUGGUGAGGCCAUUCCAGGACAUCCCCAAGAACUAUGUCUACGUGCAGCAGGCACUCUGGCAUGCCAUGAAAGAGUAUAACGAGGCCAGUGAAGACAAGUACAGCUUCAGGGUGGAGGAGGUCCUGAAGGCCCAGGAGCAGGUGACAGAUAGUUUGGAGUACUAUCUUGAAGUCAAAAUUUCCCGAACAAUGUGCAAGAAAGCUUCAGGAGAAAAUGAAAACUGCUUAUUUCAAACAAAUCCUCAAAUGCAAAAGAUGAUUUUUUGCACCUUUAUUGUUAGAUCCAAACCAUGGAAGUUUGAACUCACUGUCCUGAGGAAACAGUGCAGAGAUAUCUAGCCAUCUCCUACCGCAUUCUGCCACACUCACUUCCAUUUUAAAGAAGCAAAGACACUCACAAGAAAUUUGAACAACACAGUUGACCCACUGACUUCCUUUUUGUGGCCUUUCUACUUUUUUGUGUUCUUCAGGGGCUGAUACUGAGAAUGUGUGGUGUGUUUAACAGCAUUGGCAGCCUCUUCUAGCCAGUGACUUCACUUACUAGCAUGAACAACCUGCUACCAAUAAAUGGAAGCAGUUUCUACACCUCAGCAGACUCUGAGUGCAAAUUCCUUUUUGCUGACAGUUCUUUCUGAAUAACUGACCAGAGGACCCAGCCUUCAGUCACAUCCAGUAUCUGGGAACUUCCUGUAAGGCUCCAAGGUCCAGCUGCCUGUUCUC
Messenger RNA from Nycticebus coucang (slow loris), 807 nucleotides. Its product is annotated as cystatin-13-like. Gene Ontology annotation, molecular function: cysteine-type endopeptidase inhibitor activity. The coding region runs from base 1 to 426 and encodes 141 amino acids. The transcript is spliced from 3 exons. The record is from RefSeq and is a predicted model, not a curated record. Lineage: Eukaryota; Metazoa; Chordata; Mammalia; Primates; Lorisidae.